AUGAAGCAGAGCUGCGUUCUCGCGCCUACUCUCUUCAGUCUCAUGUUCUCUGCCAUGAAAAUGGACGCCUACCGUGACGACCGCCCUGAGAUUCGCACCGUCUACGUGACAGAUGGCCAACCCCUCAACCACCGGUGGAUACACUCCCGGUCGUGUGUAUGCACAACUACCGUACACAACCUUCUCUCUGCCGAUGAAUGCGCCCUCAACGCCACCUCGAAAGGGGAGUGUGGACCUCUUAGUCGCCGCCUGCGACAACUUCGGCCAGAUCAUCAACACGUAGAAGACGGGGAUUAUGCAUUAACCGCCACAGAUGCUGCCUACGCCACACCCAAAAUCAAUGUAAAGGGCACCCCACUGCAAGCCGUGGACAACUUCAAGAAUCUGGCAGCACCCUCUCGCGCAACACCAAAAUCGACAGCGAAGUGUCCCGCAGGAUUUUCCACAGCCAGCCAAACCUUCGGCCACUUGGAAACCAUCGUCUCGAUUCGUCACGGUUUCCAUCUCGGCACCAUACUCAAGCCGCACAAAGCAGCCAUCCUGCCGACGUUGCUGUAUGGAGCAGAGACCUGGACGGUGUAUAAGAAGCAGGCACAAUGA
Spirometra erinaceieuropaei is the source of this 600-nucleotide messenger RNA. NCBI's taxonomy places the organism in Eukaryota, Metazoa, Platyhelminthes, Cestoda, Diphyllobothriidea, Diphyllobothriidae. The record is from the annotation of a GenBank genome assembly.